Molecule: messenger RNA, 9352 nt
Organism: [Torrubiella] hemipterigena
Lineage: Eukaryota; Fungi; Ascomycota; Sordariomycetes; Hypocreales; Clavicipitaceae
Source: the annotation of a GenBank genome assembly
CAGAUAUCAAUCCGCCAGCCAGCGUCCGUAACGCGGGGCGGGAUAUCAUAGAGCUAUUCCUACCAAUUAAAAACACAGCCUUGAUACCCCAUGUAGAGUUGGCCCGAAUCCGCACUGCACAACGCCAUCGGCUCCCGGCCUUAGCCACCAUCCUCCCACGGGGGAAUAUCGAAUCCCGACUGGCAUAGCGCCGCUAUAUAAGCCUUCGCAAUGUUGCUCUUCUCGCUACUUGCGCUAUGUAUUCUCAUAGUCUGUCCGUCUCUCGCUAUGCGCGAUGAUCAUUUACGGCAUUUACGACAAGAAACUGUCGAUGUCUUCUAUCACGGCUAUAGCAAUUAUAUGAAGCAUGCGUUUCCCGAAGACGAGCUGCGCCCACUCUCUUGUGGUCCAUUAACUCGCGAUCGAAACGACCCAAGCCAAAUAGGACUAAACGAUGCCCUGGGCAACUACUCCCUGACCCUUAUCGAUAGUUUGUCGACUCUUGCGAUCCUAGCCGGAGGACCAGACGAGGGCACAUAUACCGGAAAGCAAGCAUUAAGCGAUUUCCAACAAGGCAUAUCUGACUUUGUUGCCCACUAUGGCGACGGGAGGAGCGGCCCCAGUGGACAAGGCAAGCGAGCCCGCGGAUUCGAUCUCGAUUCUAAAGUGCAAGUCUUUGAGACUGUUAUCCGUGGCGUUGGCGGCUUGCUUAGCGCCCACCUCUUCGCAGUUGGCGACCUACCGAUACCCGGAUACGAUGCAACACCGUUACCUGAAUACCGCUCCGACGAUCCUCUAGAGCUGGCACCGAUACCGUGGCCUGGUGGCUUCCGUUAUGAUGGUCAGCUGCUUCGGUUAGCCCUUGAUCUUGCAGAGAGACUCCUCCCAGCAUUCUAUACACCAACCGGCAUACCUUACCCCCGAGUUAAUCUUCGGUCUGGUAUCCCGUUUUACGUUAACUCUCCACUACAUAGCAGCUCCAAAACAGCGCCAGCGCGCCCUUCCGGCCAGCCAGAAAUAACAGAAACCUGCAGCGCUGGUGCAGGAAGCUUGACAUUAGAAUUCACAGUUCUCAGUCGGCUGACUGGUGACCCACGCUUUGAACAAGCUGCCAAACGCGCAUUUUGGGAGGUUUGGGACCGCAGGAGCGAUAUUGGUCUAAUUGGCAAUGGCAUCGAUGCCGAACGUGGUAGCUGGAUUGGCCCUCACGCCGGUAUUGGUGCAGGAAUGGACAGCUUCUUUGAAUACGCUCUGAAGAGCCAUAUUCUCUUAUCGGGCCAUGGCAUGCCAAACACCUCUGCCUCGACUGCUCAGAGCCGCACCGGUUGGUUGGACCCUAAUACGCUACAUCCCCCGCUUUCACCUGAGCUACAUUCGUCCGAUGCGUUUCUGCAAGCGUGGCAUCAAGCUCAUGCUUCAGUCAAGCGCUACCUCUACACUGACCGAAACUCGUUUCCGUAUUACUCCAACAACCACCGCGCGACUGGCCAACCCUACACUAUGUGGAUAGACAGUCUUGGUGCAUUUUACCCCGGACUAUUAGCUUUGGCUGGCGAAGUUGACGAGGCUGUAGAAGCAAACCUAGUUUACACGGCGCUGUGGACGCGAUACGCAGCUAUUCCGGAGCGAUGGUCUAUUCGCGAAAACAACGUCGAGCAGGGCUUAGGCUGGUGGCCCGGUCGACCAGAAUUCAUCGAGUCUACUUAUCACAUCUUUCGAGCAACGAAGGAUCCCUGGUAUUUGCGUGUUGGUGAGAUGGUCCUCCAAGACAUCCAGCGCAGAUGCUACGAGCCGUGCGGCUGGGCUGGCUUGCAAGACGUUCGCACAGGCGAAAAGCAGGAUCGUAUGGAGAGCUUCUUUCUGGGAGAAACUACAAAGUACAUGUAUCUGUUGUUUGAUCCGGAUCAUAAGCUAAACAACUUUGAUGCAGCUUAUGUCUUCACAACAGAAGGCCAUCCGCUCAUCAUCCCCAAGAAGUCUUACAGCCGACCAAGCCGAUCGCCAAAGAAGAGCGUGAGCACAAACACAAGCGUGUCUCUCUACACAUAUUAUGACCAAAACUUUACCAACUCUUGCCCUGCUCCAAAACAGCCCUCACACCCACUGGCUGGUUCUGUCACGGCAUCUCGCAUUGACUUGUUCGAUGUAUCACGUUUCACGAAGCUCUACAACACGCCAAACAUACAUGGCCCGAUUGAGAAAUUACUUCAAGACGACAAAGGCAAAGACGGCCCAGUCUUCAAGUAUAGAGCAACUUCCAAUCACACUAUCUUUCCGUGGACGCUACCUCCAACCAUGCUUCCCUCGGACGGUAUCUGCAUUGCGCCAAAGGAGCGAAUCAUGUCGUGGGUCGAGUUUCCCACGGCUGACGGCGCCUCAUCUUUUAUUUCGCAGCUUACAUCCCCUUUGACUUGGCUGGAUGAUACCGGUCCGACUAUCCAAAACUUGGAAGGCGUCAAGCUACAAUUAGAAAGGGAAUAUAAUGAGAUGAUGGAUGAAAAUGUCUGGAGAAUCACUGGUGUCGGAAACACUGCCCUCGGCCGCCACGACGUCGUCAACUUUUACUCUGAGCAUGUUCGACAUUUCAAGGAUGACGCAUUCACCUGUCUUCGCCGUACCGACAUUGUAGACAUUGUCAUGCUUGUUGAAGACCCAGAGCCCGAUCCCCAUGAAGCAACCCAACCCAACCCAGAUGCGACUGACGAGCCUGCUGCCCCGACCGAGGAGAGCAACGCCAAGUACGAUUCGGUACCUCUGUUAAAGAAUCUUCUCCGAGCCAUGACAUCCGUCUUCGACCCUACCGCCACAGAUGCUCCCGCCUUUGACGAUUUAGUAGAUAACCAGCCAAACAUCAUCACCUGGACGGCAAACCUUCCAACCGGCCCUGGGUCGUUCCCUCUCCCAUCGACUGCCGAUACUCUUGUCAAUAACCGCCCUGGAUUCGACGCUCGCAACCCUGAAGAGCACUUUCCCUGGAAGUCCAUCUACUUUGCAGAUUAUGCCUGUGACGCUCCGCUGGAACCUCGGGCCUCUCGCAAACAUCAAGUCAUCCUUAUGCGAAGGGGCGGCUGCUCCUUCAAUAAGAAGCUUGACAAUAUUCCUUCCUUUGCACCCGGGCCCCAGGCGCUGCAGCUUGUUCUCAUUCUGGACGAACGCGACCCGACAAACACCGAAACCUUGCCACGGCCGUUAUUGGACUCGGAGCAGUUCACUCCAAGCGGUGUCAAGCGGCACCAUGGUAUCCCAAUGGUGCUCAUGCAAGGCGAAAUAGGCGAUUACGACCUGUUCCGUGCAUCUGCUGGUGUCGGUAUGCGACGACGAUACAAGAUCCGCAGCCAAGGGCUCAUGGUUGAUAAUGCUAUGGUGAUUUAACUGGCGAAUCUAUGGUAUCAUUAAGUGGCAAACUGUGCCUGUAAAUUAUACGUGUAUAUAUAAUUCUGUCUGUACAUUGCAUGCAAUAUAGAUUAGCGGCGCUGCAAGCCGUAAAGUCGUCUAUGGUAGUCGACAGCAUACAAUAGGUCCCUCUUUCACUGUCCUACAUAACAAAGACAUUUUUAACUCUCAAAACGAUAUUUAUUUUCGUAUUAUUUGAACAAUUUUCACCCUUGUCUUCUUAAAUUGUUCUUUUGGGGUGUUUCCAAACAACGCCUAACCUCAGUGAAAAAAAAAAAAAGAAGAAUGGCAAAAAACUAAACAGUGUGCUUCAAAAUGCAACAGCUGGCCCACGCUCCUGGUGUGGCCUUACUAGAACAAGACGUUGAAUAAAUGCUCUAUAUGCUUUCUUUGUAAGACUGGCUUGUAGCCAAAGUCUUGUCGGUAUGUCUUUAUUAUAUCGGUCGAUUAGGUGACUGGUGGUGUUGAACACUUUUGCGCGCUCGAUCGAGAAUUCGACGACUCAAUUACUCGUCCUCAAGGAGGAUGGUGGUGGGAACACCGCCAAGCUUGUCGCGGCCAUUGAGGCCAGGAAUCUCAAGAAUGAACAUGUAACCCAUGAUGUCGCCCUUGAGCUGUUUGACGAGGUCGGCAGCGGCUGCAGCAGAACCACCUGAAUACAGAGUUAGUAACAUUGUUUAAAAGAAGUCGUUGGGAGAAGUACAUACCAGUAGCAAUGAUGUCAUCAACAACGAGGACCUUCUGGCCCUCACGGAUGGCACCCUCCUGCAUCUGGAAGAAAUCUUUGCCGUACUCCUUGACGUAUUCAGCAGUGACACAAGGGCCAGGCAGUUUGCCCUGCUUGCGAACGGCGGCGAAAGGAACGCCGAGACGCAGGGCCAGGCCAGGUCCGAACAGGAAGCCACGGGCGUCAAGGCCGACGAUCACGUCAGGCUUGUUGUUGCCGAAGGUUUCCUUGAUCUGAAGCUCGAGAGCAGAAACGAGAGUAGCAUGGGCUUCGGGGUUGGCGAAGAGGGGCAUGAUAUCGACAAAGACGAUUCCGGGGAUGGGAAAGUCCUGGAAAGAGCGCAAGUUGUUGCGCAGAGUUACCUUAGCACCGGCGAGUUGGGCGGCGGUGGAGGUGGUGGUGGUGGACUGUCUUCCCGAGGCAUCGUGAGAAGUCGUGUUGGCGGUGUUGUCUGCAGAGGCGCUCAUGGUGAUUAGUUUCUGAUGUUCAGAAUGGUGUAAAAGAGAGAAAAGGCGGAAGUCGGCGAAAGAAGGAUGGUAUGGAGGGGUAGCUGAAGAGGGGCAGCGGCGAGGCAAAGCUGGGCAAGAAGUGAAAACAAUUGACAGGGGUUGUAUGGAACGACGCCGCGUAGGUAGGAGGCAGGAUUCCCCAGUGAAAAAAAAAUAAUGAGAAAAAAAAAUGGAUGUCGCAAUGGCGGGGUGGCAGACGCUGUGACGCGGGAUAAAAAAAACGUGUUGGUCUUCUCCGAUGCCGAUUUGUGCUUUCAACAGCGGCUCUGGGUGUUCUGGCGGGGCGGCGGGUGUAGCGGAGAGGAGCCACUAAGCUCCAAUUGUUAUACCGCCCUUUUUUUUUUUAAACAGCAGUAGUGGGUGGGAUUGUGUGAAAAAUAGGCACCAGACUAAAAAAAUUUUUACUCGCCUCUUUUUGGUUUGCGAUCUUCCCGGCGCCCCAAGUGGAGAGGCGGGAAGGGGCACCGGCAGAGGCCAAGAGAGGACGGGUAUGGUUCUCAAAAAGAUAGACGAUGUGCUGUGACGGAGACCGGUUGAUUGUGUAUCAAGGAUAUGAACAGCGAUAUCAAUUGACCUUGAUACUGUAGAAACCCGGCUGAUAACACAGCUGGGGCAAAAAAUAAUCGAAAACAACUCACCCUUCAAUAACGUGAAGUUGGCUCUUGCCGCACAGCACUCCCGGCCUUGUUAUCGCGCAAAGUGGGUAGUUGUUCAGCAGCCCGGCUGAGGUUGGAGACUGAAGGUAGCAGUAUGGAGAGAUGCUUCAAGUCCUUGUUGGGAACUGUAUGAAUGACAAUAUUGUCUGUUCUGGAAAUUCUGAGUGGAAGCGACAGAGUUCCGGCAGCCAGAGGCAAACGAUAAGUUGAGCAAAAAUGAUGGGGGCUAAGAAACAGUGGAGGAGGAUGAAGAGCAGCACGGCUCAGAACAGAUAAGAGGGAAGAAGAGAAAAAAAGAGGGCAGUACUGUAGCCUGGCCAAACAGGUUGGGAAAAAAAAGUUGGUGAAGCAGCGCGCGGCGACGAGGCACGGCGUAGCGCAAUCAACAAACACCGGCUGCUGCGCUGGCACUGACACUGGCAGCGCAGCUGGCAGGCUGGGCUGGCGGCGGGACUGACAGCUGGUGACUUGGCUGGCAGCUGGCAAUACCGCUAUUUACAGUGACUCAGAACAUGUGGUAGCAAUUUUUUUCCUCCUUGCCUCUACAAAACAUUAUCUGGCGGACGCGCAAUGUCGCUCGCUGUCAUCGCUAUCUACCUCUGUUGUUUGAGUGCACAAGGCCGGGCCCCGUAAGUACAGUGGGUUACAGGCGGCUUGAUGGGGGAGCACAGUCGGUGUGAGCCGCAAUGCACUGCAAUCACGCCCUUGAUGGUAUCGUGUCCUCUGUCGCCCGCACGUGGCAUUGGCUUAUUCCUCUGUUGAUGUUUUGCUGUUGUUGUUUUGACUUCCUUGUGCUCAUGAUUCUUCUUCAUUACAUAUAAACUGACGGGAUCUUUAUUCCAAGUACACCGUCUGCCGGAUUGUUGAGACUUCAAAAAGACGGACUCCUUCAUCAACCAGUCUACAGCAGCCGUGGAAACGACGCGGCGCCUAGGGACGCCACCGCAGAAGCCGUAUAGCGAAACGGGAAGGAAACGGCUAGACAAGGACGCAUUCAGAGAGACGUUGCAUCAGUGUGCCACACCUCGUCAGCCCCAACUGAAUGUUUUAGCAAGAGCCGGCUCAUCGCUGGCCACAGGGGUGCGACAUAUCCCACGAUUUGGCUGUGCCAGACGGUAAAUACCACCAGCUGCAGAGUACCAUCGGCCUACCUGCAUAGCCUGGGUUCUUUUGUUGCCUGGCCCGCGUCGGUGAGCCGUGUAUUCCUCUUAUCGCAUCGGUUAGAGCAAAUAUCGACUGAUGCGUGGGUGAACCUUUGUGGGCUGCAAACCCGUCUAGCUCUCAUAACGCUUUCCAGAAGCAAAACAGCUUGUGUUGAGAAACCGGUCAAAUGCAAAAGACGCGGCAAACAAAAUUCUCCUAUAGUACGUCUCGCACGGCUUCCGGGGUGUCGCAUCCGUGGCUAUGUUCCCACAAAUAUCGCUAGUCAUACUGCAGCGAGCAAACGUCUUCAUUCGCCGCGAUGGCGACAACGUGCACCUCACUUAUGGACGCCAUGGCCUCACUGUUUCCGUCAUGAUGCGUGUGUCAUACAACAUGAAACUUUCCAGGUUCUUGUUUUUACAGUGAAAAGUUACAAUAUUGCUCAUAUUUGAUAAAUCACGUCUACUCUGCGGAGGCGCAGUACGCCUCGGCGGUAUUGGCUCGUGUAAGUGAGCCAUUUUGGCCAUCCAACCCAAAAAAGACACCAAAAAGUGAAUGCAUUAAAAUGAAUGUCUAAAUUAUGAUCUAUUGUGUGAGGCUUCUAUACGCAUACGUUUUAAACUAAUAAACAAAAGCUCACCACUCUAUCGUGGCGGGUAUCACAAUGUGCAGCAAACGUUUUAUACUUGCAAAGACAAAAAGAGGAAGAGGAAGCGGUCAUCAGCACAAUCAAAUCCUAGCAUCACCGGAACUUUAACCGGAUAAUAGAAAACAGCAUAUUCUGUAGAACAUGCAGCAUCACCGCCACACAAGUCGGGAGAAGCUCCGGCCACACGGCAAGAUCGAGUUUGCCCUCAAGACCUACGUCCACCUUGAAUAAGACGCGGAUCAGCCCGCGCACGGCAACACUGGCGAUGAUCUCGCAUGCCCAAGUCACGAGCGAGGCAUAGACAGUCAGAUCCAGAGUGUAUGGCUCAUCGUCACCGUCAAACAGAAAGUAAGGAUACAUGUCCUUGUUUGCACCAUAGUGCAACACCAGGAUGCUUCCCAAGAACGCUGCCAUGGAAGCGUUCUCCGCCAAGAAGCGAAUAAAGACAUUUCGGGUCUGUAACUUUUGGUAUGAGCCAUAGCUCUGUUCAUUCAUUCCCAGCACGACCAUCAUCUUGUGGAACGUCUCCGUCAUCAUUAUGGGCGUGAGAACCACGAGACUGGUCGAGGAUAAAAGCUGCAAGAUAAUGAACUGAGUCGGCGAUCGCAAUCUGGCGUACAAGGUUCGGACAUAUGUCUGAUAUGUCAACAUGAAGUAUCUAACGAGGGAAUUAGUCCAAAAUUUUCGGUCCUAGCAUAUCGACAGUGUACUUACAGCUUAAAGACCCAGCUUAGUGGAUAGCUGCCAACUCUCUCACCUUCUCGGAUGCCCAGCACCCAGGCCGUCAAAGCGUCAAGAAGGUGGACAGUUACAACCCAGCCGUAAACGUAUACAACAGUCUCCAAGUUGUUAUGUGGCAAAGUGCCGACAUAAAUUUCAGCAUACGCUUCUCCAAUCAAGUAGGCGAGAAGUCCGAUAAACAGGGCCACGCAGAACCACAAGAAGCGUACAAAGCUGGCAGGUAACCACCUACGGCGCACAGCCACUCCCUGGCGUCUCAUGUUGGGAGACGAAUGCAAAACCUGAUGUUCCCACUGGUCAGGACCCAUGUUACGCCGGCGCCUAUCCGGUCGUGGGAGCGUAUCAGGCUCGCCAGUCCACCAUGAUGUUGUAAAGAUGCGUUGUGUUUCAGAAAGCGAAUGCCGCAGCCCAAUGUGUCGCUCGUUAGUCAUGAGAAUCAAAAACGCAAUGGUGACCGGCAUCGCCAUAAUGAUAAACGUCCAAGUAAUCCAAGAGGUGUUGUGGAUUGUAAGAAAGCGAGAGGCUUCACUGUAAUAUAUCGGAAUCGGGACAGAGAUGCCAAUAAUGGCAAUGAGUGAUAUCGUAAUGGGAAAGCCCAGCGAUUUGGGCCACCAGUUGAGGCUGUAUAAAUUGAAUAUUUUCGUGAUCCAGACGAGAGCAACCAGAUUAUAGAAUCCAUAAUAGACGAACAAGAAGAACCAGAAGUUCGUUUGUACUCGGACGUCGCCGUAGCCACGCGUGGGAUGAUCAUCAGCGUCGUCGCCCCGAUCACCGCCAUCACGAGGAAGAGGAUAUUGAGGGAAUGGAAUGGCGCACCAGCCAAUUGUCUAUGCAUCCAUCUGUUAGCCUGCAAACAUACCAGUGACGAAUAUUCCACCAGCAGCAGUCUUACCAAUAAAGCCGGUAGAAACACCAGCAAGCCAUAUCGGCUCCACCACCUAUCAACAACCCUCUUCACAGCACCUUGCCUGGGUUCAACCCAGAGAUCUAUAAUCCAACGCUUCCACAGCCUCUGCCAACGACUGAUCUCGUCGUCCUCUCCGCCAGCAGCUCGGGGGUUAACCGAGUCAUCUUCGUCGUCUUCAUCUGCCAAGCCUGCCGCAAGCACAGCUCCAUAUCCAACAUGUAGACUGCCAUUACCAAUCCCAUAUCUAUCGGCAAGCAGCCCAAGUUGGCUACGUCGGUGUCCCAGCUCUGGCCGCGGAGGGACUGCUCUGAAUCGACCGAGUAGCGGCGAGGUAUCGGUAGGCCGGAAGCGAGACUCUGUGCCCUGGGUAAACUGGAAGAAGCUCGACAUGGUGGACUAUCUACAAGAUGGUCCUUUAUCUCCCAGCCAGAUCAGAACCCAUGAGACACAAGCGCCGAGCGGAGCAGGCGGCGAAGUCGGCCACCGAGGCCAGUACGAGAUAACCGACAAAGGAGGUGGACGAUAUUGAUGUUGUUAGCUGUAGAAUGCCGACCGGUGUAUUCGGUAAUGCUGGCGUAAAUAAAAUGGCAGAAGACACGGCGCAAAAUAAAAGACAAUAACGCAAGAAGACGCCGUGAAAAAGGAAAA